Molecule: messenger RNA, 3630 nt
Organism: Seminavis robusta
Lineage: Eukaryota; Bacillariophyta; Bacillariophyceae; Naviculales; Naviculaceae
Source: the annotation of a GenBank genome assembly
AGGGUCUAGUAUGCUGUUGUGUCUCCUCUUGGUCACUGUCAUCGUCCAACAAUAUACUGGGAAUGUUGUUGCUGCUGCUGCCAUUAUGGACACUCGGAUGUCGCAAGAUGCGUGCUAGGGACGUUUUGCCCACUCCCGAACACCCCGCAAUCAGCACCAACGGAACGGUGCGGUCGGCCAUCAUUGUUAGGGGAGUAUUGUCGUCGUCUUGCUUUGGAGGCAAAUAGCGUCGAAAGAUGUGUACGAGUUUGUCGCGUUCCUUCCAUCGUCCAAAGAGUCGUCCAUGGGCUCGUGCCGUAUGCAAUUGUUCGGAUAUUCUUCGUUCGUACUUGUUCUUGUUGGGUUUUGGAAAGCGGGGUGUUUUGGGGAGCGCUGUAGCCGUGUGAAUGGUAAUGGGUGUCGGUCGGUCCAACUUGGUUUCUUCUCUCUUUGCUGCCACAAAGGCUUCUUCCUGGGGUCCAGUCUUAUGAGUAUUGUUGUUAUUGUCAUUAUGUUGUUGCUGCUGUGCACAAUCUGUCUCGGAUUGCUUCUUUUCUUCUGCCAGAUUCGGUGGUGGUUCUUCGAGACUGCUGCUUUGCUGACGAAUGAGCUGCUUGAGUGCCUUGGAAAUUUUACCCCGUGCCUUUUUAUCCCCCAUGUCCUUGUAAAGGGGAUGCCUUGUAUCUGACUCUUUCACUAAGAAUCGUCCGGGAGGUUUCUGCUGCCUCCACUCUUUCAGAAUCUUGAGAGAUACCAACGGCUUUUCCAGGUUGCCGGCCGUGUCGUAGGCUUGACAGUGGGCCGCCAACAAGUCUCGAAAUCGUUGGUUCCCUUGCAGUUCGUCUUGUUCUCCUGCCAAUGCUACCGAAUCCUCGGAAUGACUACUGCUCAGGCGUCCCAACGUCUUGGACCUCCAAGGCACGGAUUCUUGGUGGUCCGUGUGGGCGUCACUGCCAUCCAGGUUGCUGCUGGCUCCAGCGUCUACUACUGCCAUAAGACGGUCACUCCAAAGAACAUCGUUGCAAGGAUGAGGUUCGGAGAUUUUGUGGAGCGGCCAAUUCUCGUGGUCACUUUCACCACCAAGGUGGCUCUGAUGCUGCUCAUGAUGCUCAUGAUUCUCCAUCGUCGUCUUCUGGCUUGUGGAUGGAUGUUUUGAAAUGUGCUGGAGAAUAAGAGGAGGAUCAAGUCGUGGUACCGCCCAGGAUACCCCACGAAUGAGAUUACUCGACUCUUGGGUAGCUGAUAGCACCACCAACGAUGAUGGAAAACCCAAUAGUGCCGUCUCUACCGCAUAAAUGUUAUCCAGCUAGCUAGCUAUAGAUAAUACCUUUGGCUUUUGUUUCCUCGACAAUUGAGGCACUGGCCUAGGGCUGGCUGACAGUGGAGAGAUGAAAUAGUUUGUGGUGUUCACUUUCCGUUCCUUCUCGUCUUCGUUGUUGCUGCAAUGUAGCUGCAGAAGGGAUGGGGUUAUCCGCCAUGACGUCAUCCUCGUAAACUACACGUCACUUCAAUUGUCUUCCGAGGAAUAUCAGUCCAGCUAGCUUUUUAGAAACCAAGCAAAAUGUGAGACCGGUUUGCGUUUUUGCCGGUCCUGCCAUGCCGCUGAACAAACAUCCUGGAUUGACCCAAGCUAGCAUGAAACCAAACCACACCAUCCACCAUGGAUGUCUGGGUUCACUUUGCUGCCGGAUGGAGGUUUUGGCACAGAGCCAUAAACUUUGUCAUUCUCGUUGCAUGCUUCCAUUAUUAGUAUUGCAACCGAAACACCACCCACACACCAAACAUGGCACCCAAACACAAUGACAAUGACGUGCUCGUGGAGCUACGUCCAAACAAAUCGACCGCAGAGUCCGCCAAUGCCAGCACUAGUAGUAGCACUGGAACGUCCAAUCCAGACGACUUGGAUACCCGCGGCGUGAGCGUCUACCACUUGCAACACGUCUUUCUUGAGAAAGAAGUGUGCCGCACGACCAAAAAGUCGUUCCCAUGGUCUCGUCAGCGCCGCCACAAGACCCUUUCCAGAGCUUCUACUAUCCAUGACAUUGAGAAUCUCCAUCAAGGUACGCUUCCGGGAGGAGUCAUUCGCAACAAGGGAGCCAACACUAUCUGCCCCAUCGACGGGAAAAUGGGUGCUGCCUAUGUCCACUGCCUCCAAGGCAAAGACCGUGUCGGAGAGGCAACUCACAUGCUCAGCUAUUCAUCGAGCUACACCAUUGCAGAGAUUGUGGAUACCCUCACUGGCUUUUGCUGCCAAAACAACCUCAAUCCCAAGAGGACCUAUAUCUGGAUGUGCUGUCUUUGUGUCAACCCCCACAGGGUUGCUGUAGAGAAUACCAUCACCGCAGACAAGUCGGGAAGGAGGAAAGCUCCUUCUGUUGACUUUGUUGCCACCCUUGGUGAAAGAGUCAAAAAGAUUGGACACUUGUUGGCCAUGAUAUCUCCCUUGUCUGCACCAGUGUAUCUCACUCGAGUCUGGUGCAUCUUUGAAAUCUUUACCGCUCACACCACCCAUGGUUGCAAGGUGGACAUUCUCAUGCCACCAAAAGAAAAGCUUUCUUUGGAGCAGGAUCUCGUCCAGGGUGGAGCUGGUGUAAACUCGUUGUAUGAGAUGAUUGGAAACAUCCGAGUGGAAGAUGCCAAUGCCUCUUUGGAAAGUGUCAGGGAGGCAAUUCUUCAGCAAGUUGAGUCAGGUGUUGGUUGUUCCGAGCUGAACUGUCAAGUCAAGGAGUUUCUGCGUGGGUGGAUCUUGAGUAUCCUAACUCAGCUGGUGGAAGCUAGGGAGAAGACCAACGGUGAGGAAUAUGACUAUUGCAAUCAAAUUGGAUUUUUUCUUGACAAGAAUGGAGAGCAUAAUGCAGCCACCAAGGUCCACCAGACUGCCCUGACAAUUUGUGAAACCAACUUGAACAAGAACGAUAAGAAAAAAGCUGCCACCUGCCACCUUCUGGGGCUAUCCUUGAAGAAGCAAGGUGACUACGAUGGUGCUCUGAAAUCCUUCCAGACAUGCCUUGCUAUUGCCUUGUCUGUCGUUGGCAGAAAUCAUCCACGGGUGGCAACCAUCUAUGGAAACAUUGGAUCUAUUCUGGAAAAGAUGGGUGACUAUGAUGGUGCUUUGGAAAAUUACGAGGAAGCUGUUGCCAUAAGAUUGCCAUUGUUUGGCAAGGACCAUCCCUCCAUCGCCACCACCUAUAACAAUAUGGGGGUUGUGCUGUACAAGAUGGGUGAUACUGAAGGUGCCCUAGCAAAGUACAUGGAAGCACUUGUCAUCCGCGAAUCAGCCUUGGGAAAGGAUCAUCCUGAUGUGGCAGCUACCUACAACAAUAUAGGAGCUGUGCUGCUUGCCACAGGUGAUCUUGAAGGUGCUUUUUCAAGGUUCCACGGGGCUCUUGCGAUUCGAGAGCAUGUAUUGGGCAAGGAUCAUCCCGCGGUCACUGCUACAAACAGCAAUAUUGCGGCUGCGCAGCGUCAUUCUCACACCGGUACGCAAAGGAGUGGUGCUUUCGAGUUUUCGUGGCACGAUCACACGGUUUUCGUGGAUUGCUAGCUGGAACGCAAAAGGUUAAAAGACCACACGUUAUUGUAGCCAUUUUCUUACUGUAGUAAACACCAUUGAUCUAUUUUGCCAAUUCUUCCACAGCACCCAGCCCGAGC